Abrus precatorius (Indian licorice) is the source of this 4039-nucleotide messenger RNA. RefSeq lists its product as uncharacterized. Gene Ontology annotation, molecular function: protein binding. Gene Ontology annotation, biological process: regulation of cell cycle. Bases 74 to 3772 code for a protein of 1232 amino acids. The transcript is spliced from 14 exons. Gene Ontology annotation, cellular component: nucleus. NCBI's taxonomy places the organism in Eukaryota, Viridiplantae, Streptophyta, Magnoliopsida, Fabales, Fabaceae. The record is from RefSeq and is a predicted model, not a curated record.
CAAAGCGCCUUUCCCGCCAUCUACUCUCUCUCUCUCACACACACAAACACACUUGCUCACUCGUAUCACCUCAAUGGCGAAGACUAGAAAAACAGCUGAGAAACCCGCGCUAGCAGAUGCAGAAGAGAGAACCGAUGGCCUUGAAAUCAUCUCUAUCGGCUCCCUCUACAAAGGACCCUGGGACAAGAAGUAUUGGACCACUUCUAGGGGAAAAGAUCGGUAUCCAUAUCCAGUUGGUUAUGAAGCUGUUAGAGCUCAUAAUGGGGCCACAUAUAAGAUGGAAAUUCAUGAAGGUGUCAAUGGCCCUAGAUUUUUGAUUUCAUCUGAUGAUGGGUGUUUGUCUUCUGGGAAAACUCCAGACCAAGUAUGGGAGGAAUUUAAGAAGAAAUGCUGCCCCCGCAUGAAGAUUUGGCAUGGGAAGAGACUUUCGUCUAAGAUGGAUGGCUUGGAGCUUUUUGGGUUCCGAAAUCCCUUUAUCCAGAGAUUGCUCCGAGAACUGGUGGCAGAUAUAAAUGGAAUAGCAGAACAGAGAUUGGUAUCCCCAAACAUCUGUGAUACGGUUUCUAGACCAGAUCAUGAUGAUUACUUCCCAAAUGUAAGCGCAUAUCCUGAUUUACUACUUUGCCUGGGAAAACCAUGUGUUACAAGGAAGAGAAGCAGAUGUGAACUAAAAAAUAAAAAUAUAAAAAUACAAGCUAGACCUCAGUCUCUAGAACUCACAUGCAGCAGUGGAACUUCUAAUGUAAAGAAUGAAAAGAGUCUUGGUCAGGGGAGUUAUACAAUUCAACAUGGUUCAGGAGAAGUGAAUGGGGCUGACAAUGGCAUUGGUGAAUCAGCCCCAUUGCAAAUAAUGUCCUGCAUCGGUGAAAGCAGUAAUUGCAUUUCGUCCAAAAAUCGGUUGCUAUUGAAUCCUAUUGACGUCUGUAACAAUAAAAGUGAGGGAGAUGUGCCUUCAAAGAGACUGACUGGGUUUUUGUAUUCUUCACAUUGCAAAACUAUGGGAGUAACUGAAAACUUGUCCACAGUAGAACCUCUUCGUGGGUCACAUGAUGUGGAGUUGAAAAUAUCUACAUUGUUGGUGAGUUCAGAAGACAAGGAGCUGAUGCAGUCAUGCUCUAAAGAAUCUGUUGGUUGUAUUGACAUUGAUCUUUGUGUUCCUGAUACCAUAGAUUUUGAGCAAGAAAAUGCUUCUGAGUCUGCCUCUCAUAAACUGGAAAAGAAUGCUUACAAUGAGACAGUAUAUGAUUAUGAGAUCAACUCCAGAGAUUUGUUAAAUGCAGCAGAACAUGAAGAAAUGCUCGAAUCUAAAUCACAUCCAAGCUUUGAAAAAAGUAAUUUUGGUUCAGGUGGCCAGGAUGUGGCAAAGUCAAUGAUGUCACUUCUACUUCCUCAAGCAGUUCCUUUGCUAAAUAAUGUUUCCACAGAUAAGGAGUUUACCAUUUGUCCUUCUGAUAUGUUUCCUUCUCAGAUGAAUUUCAAGGAAGAACGGAAUGAAGUUGGAUGUAUUUUGGAUAUACCAUCAUCUGAUGUAGUAAUGACAGAGGCUGCAUAUGGUAAACAGGGGGAAAUGAUACAUGGGCCACAUACAGACCAACAUUCAAAUACUCCUAAUUCUGAACAUAUGAAGUUUAUUAUUCCGGAUAGUUUUGAAUAUAGUCCAUGUGAUGAUUUUAAAACCAAUCAGGAAAUCUUAUCUUCUGAUAUUGCUGAAGCUGGUAGAUCUAGUUUGAAUAAAGAAAUGUGUUCUGAACAGGUUCCUGAUCAAGAUCUGGCAAAUGGAACUUCCACAUACCAUGCUUCAGUGUUGGACUUUAAGGACAGGCCUCAGGAUUGUGAUGUAUGCAUUCCUGAAUCUGUUAUAGAUGACAUGUCUCCAAAGGAUUGGAAUAUUUCUGAAAGAAGUGAUAAUGCUUGCUCAGAUUUGAAAAAACAUCCGGUGCAUUUUGGUUACAAUUCUUUGCAAAAGGACGAGUCAAGUGCUCUGGAAUUUACUGGAGGUGUUAGCAAUGCAUUCUCAGGUGUAAAAACAAAGAUCUGUCAUAUGGAAACAGAAAAGUCACAAGGUGAAGUUGUGGGUAAAAUAGUAAAUGCUGAAAAACUUAUGUCUUCUCAGUUGCCAAAUUUAGUAUACACCAGAAGAAAGUUCCAAAAUGCUAUUCCCUUCCAAAAAAAUUGUGCAGUCAUUGAGUGUACUGAUUGGGACAAGUUUAAACUUGUUAGCACUGAAAUGUAUACUGCCAAAGGCACUUUACCCGUCCCAGAAAUCAUCCAAAUGAACAAUUCAAAUGAUAAACUAUGUGAACCAGAUGAUUCUGUGGGAUUACGAGAAGAAACACCUCAAACUCGUAAUGAUGUUCAGGGUGAACAUAGCAACCUAGUAGAACCAAACCUAACAUCAUCUCAGAAUCCAACACCACUUGCCUGUGAAAAUAUUUGUGUUGGUGCCAAGGAGGCUCAAUUGAUUUCAGAACCAUUGUCCCUGAGAAGCCAGGAGCUCAAGAAUAAUCUGGGCAGCAGUGUUAAGUUUGUGGGAUGCUACGUGCAUCCAAUGCCUGUUUCAUCAUUAUUUUUAAGAACAAGAGAGGAUGAAAUCCAUGUUUGUGUCUUAUGUGGCCUUCUGAUGGGUCAGCAAAGGACCCUGUUUACUUACAAGGUAGCUAUUAAUGAACCCAGUUUGGGGUGCCCUUCUGUCAUGGCUCACUGCUCAAUACUGUUACCAGAUCCAAAACACAACUUCAUAAAAGAAACUAUGGUGGAAAGAUCUGGGGUGCAGUUGACUCCUGAUGGACAACAUAUCGUCUUAAUGGGCAGCAUAAAAACCCCCAAUUGCAGUGAAGGAAAAAUUGAUUGUUCUUGCUCAACAUGUACAUCAGUCUGCUCUUUGAAGAAUGCUUUAAAGAUUGUUGAAGUAGAACAUGGUUAUGUAUCAGUUAUAACAACAUUGGAAACUGUUGACAGUGUGCAUUGUAUAUUGGUUUGUGAGCCUAACCGACUUGUUUCUGUUGGAGAUAGUGGGAGACUGCAGGUGUGGGUCAUGAAUUCAACAUGGAGUGAAAAGCUAGAGUACUUCAUUAUUCCAGCUGAUGGCUCCAUGUCCCCUGGCAUUGUGGAGUUGAAGAAAGUUCCAAAGUGUACUCAUUUGGUUGUCGGUUAUAAUAGUUGUGGGGAGUUUAGUUUAUGGGAUAUUGUUAACCUCGAUUGUGUUUCAAGAUUCUCUGCUUUAGAAAGUCCAAUAAAUGAGUUCUUUCCUAUAAGCUUGUUCCAUUGGCAAACAAAAAGCUCAGAAUACAGCUAUGCUAGCAUGGAGGAGCAUGCCUAUCCACUUUUAGAAGCAACCAAUUCGUGGUACUCAGAACAAAGUGAGAUCUGUUCGUUUCCAUCAUCAGGGAAAGGGGAUGUUGCUAUGUGGCUUUUUGUAUCGACUACCUCUGACAUUGAUUGUUGUGAUGAUCAUGUUUCAACGUCAAGUGAUGUGGCUUUUAGAAGUUGGAAGCUUGCUCUUUCAAUGAAAAAUAGCAUAACUUUUGGAAGUCCAUUGGAUCCAAGGAUUACUGCUAUUGGGGUUUCGCGUGGUUAUGGAAUCGUAGGUACAAGUGAUGGUGCAGUGUAUAUGUGGGAAUUGUCCAGAGGAUCCAAGGUUGGUACUCUGCAUCAUUUCCAAGAUGGCAAUGUCACAUGUGUUACUACUGAUGAUUCGAGAGGUGCCUUGGGAGUAGCUGGUGGUGGACAGUUGUUCCUUUAUCUACACCUUCCUGAGCUAGAUUCAAAUUAACUAGUAGACAAGAAUAGUGUUAUUUACUCAACGAUUUACACGAGCUUGAAUGGAAAAUUCGAAAACAAAGUGUUCACAUCUUGAAUCACAAGAUAAUGCUUCGUAUCAUUCGCCAUAUUAGUGUUGCGAAUUUGUUUGAUCGACUAUAGAUUCAACCUAUUUUGUGUGUAUAUCAGCAGGGGUUGUCAUCUAGUACAUCCACACAACUUUAUAUUUGCUGAAGGCACUGUAACGGUAAAGCUUCAUGAUUGAUUAAAUUAAUUGGUU